GUUACCUGGCUAGUGUUGUCGUUACCUAAACCAGCUUCGUACUGCUGUAACAGGAAUGGCAGUAUUUGAAGUCGCAAACGAGAAUGCGGAGGACGAUCAGAUUGUGUCUAGCUUAGGAAGUAUUGAUUUGACUGCCCAAGAUGUUUGGGACCUGUAUAAUGCUCAAACGCGCCAAUUAGUCACAGACGCUUCCCGAUGCAUAAAUUCACUCUCAACCUCUAAAAUUAACCGUGUUUACCUCUCGGAACACGUUGUUGUUCCCAAAACCAAAACUUUUGCUAAAGACGCACAAUGGAUAAAAAAGGAAAACGAAUCAGCCCGGAAUCGCGUUGAGGAGUCCAUUAAAAAGGCUCAGGAUGCCUAUGCGGAAAAGAUUCGUCAGGAACAAGAACGCCUUUUGCGUGAACGGAAGGAGCAAGAGCGAAAAGCAGCGGAGGAACGAGCUCGGUUGGAAGAACAGAGGAAAAAAGCACAACUAGAACAGGAGCAGCAGAAGCAACGCGCAGACGAAGAACGGAAACGACAAGCCGAACUCGAUAAACAAAAACGAGAGAAGGAAGAGCAACAGAAAAAGGAUGCACUCGCUAAAAAACAGUUUCAAGACGAUCCAAAAGAAGACAAAGAAAAGUACUGGUCGAUCAUUCAGGAUUUGAAACAAAACGUUAAGAAGCCAGUAGCGGAAAACAAAGAAUGGAAGAACUACUGCAUUUCCCAGAAGCGGAAAAUUACACCUCGUAUCGGCCAAGUUACGCCUAGUCAAGCACAGAUUGCGCGUAUUACCUCAAAUCUUCAUGAAACAUUUACUGCUGCUAAGUCACAAAACGAAACCGUCUAUCGGUGGGUGUUGAACUUCUUCUGCAAGGGCGUUGUUCGGCAAGCAGAAGCAGAAGUUUCCGUCAACACAGUUAGUGCGUAUCCGCUGGCUUCUGUAUGCCUUAAGCUUUGUGCUAUGCAUCCAUCCUUGUUCGACAUGCUUAUAGCGCGACUUCAAAAGAAAUGUCCGUGGGUAAUCCCCUACGUGUAUGAUACCACAACAGAAGAAGGCAUGAAAAAGGCCGGCUUUAAAAGAAUGUCAGACGGUCGGUGGGAACAACACACUACGUACAAUGAACGGCAAUGCGGAAUUUUCGCCGUGUAUGCCGCCAUGAUUGCCUUAGACACUUCAUUGGCGCCCGCUGGAUGGAAGUUCUUUGCUCGCAUACUCAACAUUACUCCUCCUCCCGUUCAGAUGAUACAAACGAGUCUGGAACGUGGCCAAACAAUAUGUGCCAUUGUUACUACAUUCUUGGACGUUGCUGGCAAGGCAAUGAUUCGGUUAUACAAACGGCAAGCUGAAAAAUUAAUCAUUGCUGCUUGUAGCGAAGGCUAUGUUGGCAAACAAGGAGGACAAAGUCAAUAUGCUCGUCUAAGAAUUGUUGGUGAAGAUUGGACGCAAGGCAAAGGUGGACUGGCUUUUUCGUUCGACCCAUGAAGAAUCUCGACAUCUAUAAACGCUUUCAUGAAUCUUUCGUACAUACGAUUCUAAAUUAGGUAAUUUUUUUUUCUGUUUCUGCUAUUCUGUCUAUUUAAACGGUUUCGGAAUCUUUUAACAUUCUUUUGCUGCUGCCAGCGUCGAACGAGUUCACUGGACGAACUGUGUUUGUACCUCAUUUACGAAUCAUCAACUUUCUCUGCAGUUCCUUUACUAGUUUUACCUUGUCAAGAAACUCCUGCAGCUCUUUUCUCCUCAGCUCUGUAACAACACAUGGAUUUGUCUUUUCUGCUUUUUAAGCUUGUUGACGUGUUUUAUUUUUCAUUUAACAGUAAGUACGCGUGGCUGUUGUUAUUAGUGGUGUAGGGUAUCUAAGGUAUUUUCCCACCACCACGCAAAUUUAUCUGCAGCCCUCUCCCAC
Molecule: messenger RNA, 1892 nt
Organism: Schizosaccharomyces japonicus yFS275
Lineage: Eukaryota; Fungi; Ascomycota; Schizosaccharomycetes; Schizosaccharomycetales; Schizosaccharomycetaceae
Product: RNA export factor Gle1
Exons: 2
Coding region: 56-1471 (471 amino acids)
Biological process (GO): poly(A)+ mRNA export from nucleus
Cellular component (GO): cytoplasm; nuclear periphery; nucleus
Source: RefSeq, a predicted model, not a curated record